Messenger RNA from Prunus avium (sweet cherry), 1476 nucleotides. RefSeq lists its product as uncharacterized. The record is from RefSeq and is a predicted model, not a curated record. Lineage: Eukaryota; Viridiplantae; Streptophyta; Magnoliopsida; Rosales; Rosaceae.
AGAUAAAAGGAAAGGCCUCGAAAAUGAGUUAAUGGUGAUGAGAACUUAAAAAGGUAGGACAGUUGAGCAUCGCACAACAUCUGGAAUUCAAGACUCGAAAUUAAUGAGCCGCGAAUUUCUUUAUCUCUGGUUGUAGUCUGUCACAGUAUCCACAGCGAUUUGCAGAAACUGGACGGAGACUGGUGAGAUAUGUCCACUGCCUCAUCUGCUCUGGCGCUCCGCCUCCCCUUUGCUUCCCCAAUCACCACCACCACCAAACUCACUUACCCAAUACGUAGCUCACGUUGGUCUACAACUAGUGCGAGGCUUGUGGGUUGUGCUCAUGCUGCCAUUUCAGGAAGAGGGCAAGGCACCUUUGAUCCAGAAUUGCGUUACGUACUUGAACUUGCGACGGACUCUGAGUUAUAUGAGCUUGAAAGAAUCCUUUUUGGCCCUAGCUACUUCAGCCCUUUGCUGAAAUCUAUAAUGAGCAGAACCAAUGUCGACUAUGCAAUGAUUGAAGAGGAUCUUGAAGAGCGAGAGGAAUUUUUAUCCACAUUAGAAUCGCAAUUCUUAUUCCUCGCAGCUGACGCCCGGUCAACAUUAAGGGGUUGGAGGCCAUCAUAUAGGAAUGUCUUGCUUGCAGUGAGAAAAGAGUUGAACAUUCCUUGCUCAAGCAAAUUGUCAACUGAAGACCUUGAAGCAGAGAUUUUCCUUCAUCUAUUGCGAGACUAUUCAAGUGAAGAAUCAGGAAGUUUCCAGGGCUUGUUGGAAUUCUCUGAGCCCUCUGAUGCUCAACAUAGUCUUCAACUUGGACUCAGUCAAUGGAAGGUGCAGGCCCUUACUGCUUUAAAAGUCAGCGCAACAGAGCUCCGAUCAAUGUUUUUGAAGGGUGGCGGUAUCUUUACUUUGGCAAAGAUUUAUCAGUUGUUAGCUAGAAAGUUAUCUGGGAAGGUGUUCCUAGAAGCUGCCAACUAUCAGCUAAAAAGUGAUUUUGUCAGAAAGGGUGGACAAUUAGCUGCUAUUAAUCUAGAGUCCAGAGCGGCCUUUCUUGCAGCAAAACAAGGUUUUGCAGGGGCUACAUCAAGAUAUCUUGGUUUAAGAAGCGUGAUGGCUUUGCUUGGCCCAGUGCUUUGGGGAACAUUUCUGGCAGAUGUGGUCAUUCAAAUGCUAGGAACUGAUUAUGCAAGAAUCUUGCGAGCAAUUUAUGCUUUUGCACAGAUCCGUAUCACUCGCACAUACAGGUUACCGCCUGAUUACUGAAAAGCUUUGCAAUUUUGGGAGGUAAAUGUGGAUGGUCAUCAUUUUAAGCAGAGAUUUGUGGUCAAGAUUAAUUACUCUGUAUGUAUGUACAUAUAGUUUUGCAGUUAAAGUUAAACUACCAGUCUGCUUGUGUUGAUAAUUUUUGCAUGUGUAAGAAGUAACAGUAAAAGCUGAAAAGAUUAUGUACUCUGUGGUGCUAAAUUGAUUGAGAUGUGUGGAUCUGCUGCUUCCAUU